GCCUGCGGGCGGCGUAGCUUCACUGGGGGCGUGGCCGUGUGUGUUUGUGCGCUUCCAGUUGGAGUUCAGGGGUGCAGACAGGAAUUCGUGAGGACGGCUCAUCUUCUGCAGCAUGUUCGGCACUGAAAAUGACCACCAGAGAGGACCCCCAGUUUUUGUCGCUAAGGCACGCGCAUGCAAUGGCGUGCACUAACGGCCCGAUAAGUCGCGGGCACCUUGUGGAUUCCGUGAAGAUCACACGCUCUGAACCCAGCGACAGCACAGUGGAUGUACAUAGGAACUGCAGAUUCAACGCUGAACAUUACAAAAUCUCAGACUGCAGCUUCAACCCUGGUCCCAGCAAGUGUCUGGAAGGCGAUGACGCAGUUGGCGCGAACAAGAGAAACGUGGAAAUUUGGAUGGAUGAACCGAGAUCCUGUCGCAUGCCGUCGUCUGCAAGCCAUCAUCAGCAUGAUGCUAUGUCUUCUUUCCUCACUCAGCGGAACAUCAAACAGGAAAGCUUGGGUUACCUCUACGAGCCGCUGAAAAGCUCUGCUUCAGCAGCUCCCUAUGUGGAGGACUUCUCCAGCGCACGUUUUGCUUCAGAAUCCUACGUAGACCGUAUAAUGCUCCCCGUACCAGGCUACUUCCGGCCAUCUCAUACGCACCCACAGGCCAGGAUUUAUUCCCACACGACUCCUCAAAAUCAGGCUCUUCUGACUACUUUAGAUUCUUUGAACGGUACAUCAUUGUCCAGCUCCAAGCAAGCGCUUGAAAUAACCCCUGGAGAUGUCACGAAGCUUUCCAGGAGCCGAGAUAAGGAGUCCCCCUUAAACAGUGACAAGGAAGAGACCCAGGAGACCACUGACGAGGGUUCGUCCUCUCCAGAGCCACUAGAGACGCAAAGAAAAUGUCAGGAAAAAGGUGAUAAAGGAGACUGUAAAACAGAGAGACCAUCCAACUGGCUAACAGCAAAAAGUGACCGGAAGAAGCGCUGCCCCUACACGAAAUACCAAACACUGGAGCUGGAGAAAGAAUUCCUCUUCAAUAUGUACUUGACUCGCGAGCGCCGCCUAGAGAUCAGCCGCAGCGUGCACCUGACCGACAGGCAAGUUAAAAUAUGGUUCCAGAACCGGCGCAUGAAACUGAAGAAAAUGAGCCGAGAAAGCCGAAUCCGAGACCUCUCGCACACUUACGGGUUUUCUUGUUGACAGGAAGUUUUCCUGAAACCAGGUUCUUACCUGUGUAUUUCUGAAGGUACUGUUUACACGUGAGGCAUGCCUCGUGGUUAUUUUCUCCGGUGUAAGCUGCUGACGACGUGAAUGUGUUUGUUUGUUGUAAGGGUUGUUUUGUUGCAUUGUUCUUGUCACUGUACGGCUGUAGACUCUUUACCACUUUAUUAGUAGGUGAAAGUGAUGAUACCAGGUAUGUUCAAGGCAUUCUUAUUAAAGGCCUAUCUUGUCAUGUUAGUGGAAUGCCCGCGCGCUGUUCUGAGACAAUAGGCCGCUAUUGAGCGGGUCUAAAUGUGGGCACGGUCUUGAUUAAUAGUUUAAAUAUUUUUGCACGGGUUCUGUUUUUCUGUAAAAGCAAUUGUUAGCAGUUUGUAAAUUUUAAGGAGUAAAAGUGUGUGUGUAAAAUGUGUGUGCAGACAGGGCAUGUUAAACUUUACAAUAUUACUUAAUAAUUCCCUUAAAAACACGAUUCCCCUCGGCUCCGUUUUCAUUCCAUACCUAAAUAAGAUAUGUCCAAGUAUCGUUUAAGGAAUGAGUAUAUUUAAAAAAAUAUGUAUAUGAAUUUAUUGUGUUUGGGUCAGGAUCACAUACUCAUUCAUGGACUCGUACACACUAUAUGUAUCUCUCUCUCUCUCUCUUUCUCACACACACACACACACACACACACACACACACACACACACACACACACACACACACACACAUAUAUAUAAAAUACCCAUCAAAACAUAUAUCCAAAUAUACUACUACCAUAACAAAUUACAUUUUUAUUUAAAUGAAAUAACUAUUGUUCAGUUAUUGGCGCACACAUGUUUCUAUGCUAAUGUAUGGCUAAAACCUGAAGUUUGAAUUCGAAAUUGGCCAAUUUCAAACUAGUAGGAAUAUGUCACGUUAAUUUCACUUUGAUACAGAUAUUUGUUGGGUAUAUAGGCAAUUCCAUAUAUUAUUUCUGUGUAUUCUGUGUAUUAGUUAGCCUCAUUUUUGUGUAUUGCAGAUUUAAUAAAUUAUUCUUAUUA
Molecule: messenger RNA, 2227 nt
Organism: Astyanax mexicanus (Mexican tetra)
Lineage: Eukaryota; Metazoa; Chordata; Actinopteri; Characiformes; Acestrorhamphidae
Product: homeobox protein Hox-A10-like
Exons: 2
Coding region: 129-1190 (353 amino acids)
Biological process (GO): regulation of transcription by RNA polymerase II
Cellular component (GO): nucleus
Molecular function (GO): DNA-binding transcription factor activity, RNA polymerase II-specific; RNA polymerase II cis-regulatory region sequence-specific DNA binding
Source: RefSeq, a predicted model, not a curated record